AUGGAGGCGCUUGAUUUCUCGAAAACUAACGAUUUUAUUGAGUAUGCCCAUGAACUAGAUGAUACCUGUGGUGCUGAGGCCAACUCGUCGGCGUUCGACGAGGAAGAAGGAGUGGAGGGGGAGUCUGGGGAGUCAAGGGGGAUUAGUAUUCCAAAUGUUGGAUCUACCAAAAAUGAAGCAGCUAAAGAAUUUGGAGAGGUGGAGGCGUCAGAGGAGGUGCAUUCACGCGACGAAAAUCAUAGUGUGGAUGAAAGUGAGGAUGACGAUCACGAGGAUGGUAUCAAUGAGAUUUUAUCGAGUGAUGCAGCACAAACACUUGGGAAUCACACACAAGUCAGCAGCUUAGGUUGGUUAGAGAAAUCAAAACUACCGCCACACAACCAUUCAUCAUGUUUCCCAACCUCUUCGUUUGCCUCUCCUGCUCCUUUUAAUCCAUCUCUACCACACCUAUCUUCCCUAACUAAGGCGCAGGCUACGACAGCACCAACGUAUCCCUCGGUGUUUGGACCUUUCAGCGCUUCUGCGGGAUCGGGUGGUGCUCUUCCUGGGCCCGCUAGUAGCGUUUUCUCUACGUCUGCGAUCUCGACUGAGCUACGCCAAGCUGGGGUGAACCCUGCUGAAAAGGUUACACCAACCCCCGCACUGACCAGUUCAUGUCUUCCACCUGGAGGUUCAAAUUUUUUUGAACCUAAGGGCACUUCAACAGGUAAGGGCAAGGCAAAUUCACAGUUACGCACCUCCAUUGCAGAUCACCCUGCUGCCAUGAAAGGGAAGCCGUUAGAGAUCACACUACACAGUGAUGGCAUAACAUCUUUACAAUCUAAGGCGAGGGAAGACAACAAACCUGCACACGCAGCGUCGACGGAACAGCUUGCAGGAGGCCGCGACUCUUAUUAUCGGAGAAGAGCGGCAACGAAAAGCGUCCUGGAUACCCCCCAGCUCCGAUUCUCAGUGUUUCUAAGGGGAAGCACCUCGGACUGGUCAGGCAUACAUCCGAGUACACGCGAAGGGGAGGUCUUGGAAGGACAAAAGGUGCUUAGACGUUUUGAGCAGGUGGUACCUACAAAUCAUUAG
Molecule: messenger RNA, 1074 nt
Organism: Phytomonas sp. EM1
Lineage: Eukaryota; Euglenozoa; Kinetoplastea; Trypanosomatida; Trypanosomatidae
Source: the annotation of a GenBank genome assembly